Messenger RNA from Aspergillus steynii IBT 23096, 1965 nucleotides. RefSeq lists its product as uncharacterized. Bases 1 to 1965 code for a protein of 654 amino acids. Lineage: Eukaryota; Fungi; Ascomycota; Eurotiomycetes; Eurotiales; Aspergillaceae. The record is from RefSeq and is a predicted model, not a curated record. The transcript has 2 exons.
AUGCGCGGGGCAUUCAUUACUUCUACCAUCCUGUCGAUCGCGCUGGGCGCGACCGCAGCUUUGACCGAAUCCAACCUUUCCAAGCACCCGGAUGUGCUGACUCUCAGCAACUCCUUCAACCCCGUCAAGGAGGCCUACUGGACCGGAUACCCUCACCACCGACGCACGCCAUUCGCUGUUUCGCCGAACGGAAAGUCCGCCUACGUGGCUUACCUGGACGACAGUGAGACGGAUGUGCAUGUGCAGAAGCUCGAUCCCAGCACCUUCAAGGCCACGGGAACGGCGGUGACUGUCGAGGGCGGAAAGGAGGCCGGUGGUCUCGUUGCCCACGAUGACGGUUUCGCCCUGCUCACCAACGAGGCUAUGCCCUCCGGUACCACCAACGCUCCCCCCAGCGACACCCCCGUGCCCGUGCUCUACCGCUACACCGACGGCAAGCAGAGCUGGAAGACCUGGCUGGGUGGACCCGACGUCCACGCCGACGAGGGUCUGGCCGCCUCCCCCGACAUGAACGGUGACCUGGUCUACUCCGAGAAGGCCGGUCUCUACGGCGCCUACGUCGUGGUGACCGACUACGAAGGUGAUGCGGCUGGCCACUUCGGUGACAGCAUCCAGUACGUCGCCAAGGACGGCACGCUCAAGACCAUCUCUGGCGCCAGCAGCGCCUGGGGAUGCAGCCACAACACCGGUAUUGCCUUCGAGGAGGCCGACGAGGCUCCCUUCGCCAGUAUCUGUGCUGAGGACCAGGGCGCCAUCUGGCUGAACACCAAGACCCAGGGUAUGACCACCGACGGCGUCAAGAUCUCCAACGAGAACACCACCAACGGUGCCGGUGGUGAGGCCAUGGGAGGCAUGUCCGGUUCCUACAGCUCUCUGGCCCGCUUCGCCGAGUCCAGCCGCUACAUCUUCGCGUGGGUGUCGCGUGGCGCCAUCGACGUCGCCGACAACGAGUGGAUGGGAGCUGGAUACACCACCGUCCAGAACCGCACCAACAACCGCAACGUUGCCAUCUCCAUGCUCUCCGACAAGUACACCCAGGUCGGCCAGCAGGCCACCUCCAAGGUCGGCUCCGAGGACGGUGACAGCCAAAUUACCUGGUUGACCGAGGGCGACAACGACUGCUCCAACGCCCACGCCGCCACCUUCGGCAACGGCACCGCCCUCGUCACCUGGGAGGAGAUCUCCAACCCCACCUGCGACUUCAUCGCCAUGGGCUGCCGUGGCGAGUUCGCCGGCACUUUCUACCAGCAGGUCGACUCCGACGGCAAGAAGGUCGGCAGCCCCUUGAAGAGCGAGGAUACCUACGUCGCCGGUGACAUGGUCACCAUGGGUGAUGGCCGCAUCUGCUGGCCCUACGUCAAGAUGGACUGGGACCUGUCCCAGGCCGUCAACACCUUCGGCGGAUCCUCCUCGUCCAGCACCAAGUCGCUCAGCUUCGCCUGUCUGUCUCUGUCCGGAUCCUCCUCUUCCUCGUCCUCGUCCUCUUCGUCCUCCACCACCAAGAAGGCCGCCGCCGCUGCCGCCACCACCUCCGUCAAGUCCCAGGCUUCCACCCUCGUGACCAAGGCCCAGGUCGCCCAGACCACCGCCGUCGCCGCUGCUCAGCAGAGCUCCGCCGCUGAGGAGGUUAACACCAGCGUUGGACAGGUCUCCCCUAUCGAGGCCACCUCCGCCGCCCAGGAGAACGUCGCUGCCCAGCAGACUACCGUUGAGGCCGCUCAGGCUACCGUCGGCGUUGUCCAGGAGAAGAGCGCCGCUGCCCAGGAGACCACCGUUGAAGCUGCUCAGCCCACUGUUGAGGCCCAGCAGACCAAGGCCACCGCUGUCGCCCAGCAGGAGACUACUGCCGCGGCCGCCCAGUCGACCGGCGGCUGGCGCCAUCGUCACCACGGCUUCCAGCCUCAGUGGUACCCCCAGGCUCCCCAGGCUGAGACCCGGCCCCAGGGAACUUGCCAGUUCAACUAA